Molecule: messenger RNA, 1747 nt
Organism: Rosa rugosa (rugosa rose)
Lineage: Eukaryota; Viridiplantae; Streptophyta; Magnoliopsida; Rosales; Rosaceae
Product: AP2/ERF and B3 domain-containing transcription factor At1g51120-like
Exons: 1
Coding region: 550-1488 (312 amino acids)
Biological process (GO): regulation of DNA-templated transcription
Molecular function (GO): DNA binding; DNA-binding transcription factor activity
Source: RefSeq, a predicted model, not a curated record
UUCGUUGUCUUUAUAACUGUGUUUCCUUCAUGUCAUUACAUGUUUUUGUUGUAAAUAUGAUGGUCUUCCAGCAUCUUCAACUUGGAAAGUAAUUGACCUCUGAGAUGUUCUAUUUGCUAGGCAGAAAAAUUAGGAGGAAACACAUCUAAUCCAGUGGAAAGUAGAAAAUUUGUGUUAUUAUGCAUUACGUUUAUUUUCAAUUCAUCUGACUUAGGUUCUUAGAGAUAUUUCCAAAAACAAACAAAUGUCUUUUGCAGAAUGGGAGCUGAGAGUUACAUGCCAAAAUUGCAUGACCUUGGAUAAGUUCAAAAUAUUAAAACAGAAUUUAAGCGUAUAGAUCUAUUUACCAUAACCAUAAAACAGAAUUUAAGCGUAUAGAUUUAUUUACCAUAGCCAUCACCAGUGUGUGAUGCACUAUUAAAUGUCACAUUAAAAGCUGCUCUUUUAAAAUAGACAACAGCCUUGCGUAUUUCAUCACAUUCAUCUUUUCCCCCAUUGUUAUUCUCUCCAGUUUCCAGUUCCCUGGAGUAUUUUCAAACCUCUUUUCUGAUGUCAAUGGAUGUCAGUUCUGACUCAACAAUAGAGAUGGUGGUGCAAGAUCAAAACUUGCCUCCGACCUCUCCUUCUCAUCAGAAUAGAUGUACUAGAAGCAGUCAACAAGGUUCUUCCUCCUCUAAACUCAAAGGAGUGAUACCACUGAAAGGUGGUAUGUGGGGGGCAAGGAUCACCUGUAACUACAAGCGAUACAGGCUUGGGACAUAUGAAACAGAGAUCGAGGCAGCUAAAGCAUAUGAUAGAGCUGCAGUCAAGAUGCCGCGAGCUCAUUCCCUAAACUUCCACCGGAUUAAUUACAGUGUAGAAGAGAGCGCUUUCCAAAGUCAGUGCUCAAUUGAGGAAGUUCUGAGGAUGUUGCAGGAUAAAACGUACUCAUCGAUGCUUCAGAAUUUUAUUUUGAAUCAUUCAACUUGUGUUGGAUUUCAUACAGAGGCCUUCAUGAAGGAACAAGGGAUUUCAUAUGACUUUCUCUUUAAGAAGGAACUGAGUCAUAUGGAUGUCACUCACAAGUGCUUCCUGAUUCAAGGGGAUUAUGCAUCACUACAUUCCCCCCCAAUAGAAGAUGAAGGCUGGAAUAGCUUUGCCACUUUGUAUGAUAUACAUCGCCACUCAUGGACAUUUGGAUGUUCAUAUUGGCAGAGUACACAAAGCUUUAUUUUUACUAGUGGCUGGGGAGACUUUCUCGAGAUGUAUAACCUGAAGGAGAAAGACAAAAUAAUAAUUUACAGAUGCCAGUACCAAGGGGAUGCUGUCGAGAGAAAAUUUCACUUGAUUAAUGUGCUGAGAAGUACUGCAGAAAGUUCUGUUGUUGGUAUGACUACAGAGCAAGAUGUCGGUUUAAGAGGAAGCUUGAACAAGGAGUUGGAGGCUGAUUGCACUAGUGAGGAGAAAAAGAGAGGGUUUAAGCUCUUUGGUGUUGAGAUUAGUGGUUAACAAUUAGCUACAACCCGAGUUUGAGGCUUUUUUCUUUUUAUUUUCUUUUGGUUAUCUCGGCUAUACACAUUUUUGUAUUUUGCUCAUUUGAAAGUAGUUGCAUCUUGUCUGUAUCUCAACUUUUCGAGGGUUGAGUAGUUUUUAAAUUUCAAGGCUGUUUCAUAGAGAACAUUUGAGUAUGUAUUUUCAGUACUGAUAGUUUUGCAGAACUUAGAAUGCAAUUUCAAUUGUAUCCAUCAGUAUCUGUGAGUGAUUACUA